Molecule: messenger RNA, 282 nt
Organism: Gongylonema pulchrum
Lineage: Eukaryota; Metazoa; Nematoda; Chromadorea; Rhabditida; Gongylonematidae
Source: the annotation of a GenBank genome assembly
AUGGAUCCUUCAUACCGGCGACUUUCCGAGCCGAAUUUGUUUCCACCCUUUGCAUCACCCAAAUUACGUAAAAUUCGAAAACAGUUUUCUACUGAUUCAACGAAAAACAAGGAACAGAAAAGACGUUCAGUAAACAGUUCGCAUGGUAACGAAGAAGCAAGAACUGCAGAUUACAAUGCCAGUGAUGGACAACUGGUACACACAAGACGAGGCUCUGAAACGUUUUGUGGCUCUGUCGCUGCGUACUCUAACAACCUCAGUAUCAUUAAUACGAGGCUCUGA